AAAAGGAGCUGCUUCUUCUGGAAGAAGAUGUAAAGGCUUUAGAAGAGAUGUAUCCUCAAGGUGAAAAGGAGAAGGAACAGUCUGCUCUUCGUGCACAGAGCAGCUCUGUUAGAAGCAGCAAAAGCCAAGCUAAGAUUACUGAAGAAAGCGUGCCGAAGACUGUGAAGUUCCAACCCUUCAUCCAAGAAGAAGCCUUAGUUAGUACACACAAUGAUGUUUUCCCAAGUACAGCAGAGCAAUUCUUUGACCUAUUGUUGAAUGAUGACUCAAAUUUUAUAAAUGAGUAUCGUUCAGUCCGAAAGGACACUAACCUUACUUUUUCGCAUGAUGAUCAAUUUGAGAAGUUUUCAAUCUUCAGCUUGGGUAAUGAUUCUUCGUUAAAUUUAGGAAACUGA
Camellia sinensis is the source of this 395-nucleotide messenger RNA. Lineage: Eukaryota; Viridiplantae; Streptophyta; Magnoliopsida; Ericales; Theaceae. The record is from RefSeq and is a predicted model, not a curated record.